AUGGAUCUCACCCCCGAGGAACUGGGAGAAUGGUACAUCAAGUUGCAGGAGGUUGGUAAUGUCCACAACAUCAACAUUGUCACUCCGGAACAUGUUGUGCCGCAAGUGGCGUUGAGUGUUCUUCAUGCCAAGCAAUUAGGGCUGAGGGUCCCGAUUGUGUACAACACCUCGAGCUUCGAUUCUCUUGCCUCGUUGGAGCUAAUGGAUGGGCUCGUCGACAUUUAUUUGGCCGACUUCAAGGUGUGGGAGACCAGUUCGUCCAAGCGGCUACUCAAGGCAGAUGAUUACGCUGCGACAGCAAAAGAAAGCAUCAGGGCUAUGCAAGCCCAAGUUGGUGAUCUGUGCUUUACCGGAGACGGCAUUGCUAAGAAAGGGCUGUUGAUACGACAUCUUGUCAUGCCGGGGAAGGAGGCUGAAGGCGUUGAGAUAAUGAAGUGGUUAGCGUCCGAAGUGUCCAAGGAUUGCUUCAUCAAUAUCAUGGAGCAGUACCGCCCCGACGCCCACGUGGGCAAGAAGAGGCGCAAGUCAAGCGACCGAGACAAAGGAGAGAUACGCUAUAGUGACAUAAAUCGCCCCGUGACAGGCGAAGAGGUCUCUGUGGUCCGACAAGCCGCAAAUAAGUCUGGACUUUGGAGAUUCAAUGAACCGCCCAAACAUGAUGGGUUCGCUAUUUAG
Metarhizium acridum CQMa 102 is the source of this 675-nucleotide messenger RNA. RefSeq lists its product as uncharacterized. The record is from RefSeq and is a predicted model, not a curated record. Lineage: Eukaryota; Fungi; Ascomycota; Sordariomycetes; Hypocreales; Clavicipitaceae. Gene Ontology annotation, molecular function: catalytic activity; iron-sulfur cluster binding.